GGUGGAUCGAAGGUAUAAAUACACACUUCCCCGCAUUAUCAGAUUCAAUCUCCUCUCUAUUAUGAAUGUUUUCACCUGUUGUGAUUUCACCCUUUUACUGUUCUGUAUCAUCACGCAAUAAGGUGCAAUUCACUCAUUCCUGGCGGAGUUAGCUCAAGUUAAAACAAAGAAAUUCUACGGCUGUAUUUUCAGUGGAUUCUGACGACCACAUAAAACACCGUCCUUUGAUCCAAGUCCAUCUCAAACCAGCAAAUUCUCAAAUACUGGAUUUUAUUCGUAUCUCGAAGCAUCCUAAAUCACUCAAAAUGGCCGCUUUACCUCAAUACCUUGCCGAAGAAGAGCUUCAUCGGGCUUCAUUGUCUUCUAUCCGGUCGGCCAACCUCUCUCACGGCCGUGGCGGCGUCGGUAAUAUUGGCACUUCUGCCCAUGAUGAUGAGCCUCUCGCCCUGAGCACACCUACCAUCAAAAGCGACAUUUACACUACCGGCCGCGGAGGAAGUGGAAAUAUGGCGAAGAAUACAGACCCUGAAUCGGCCAGGCGGGCGCAAGAUGUGGUUGGCAAUCCAAGAAGGGAAUCUUCAUCAUCAAGUCACGUCGGUCGGGGCGGAGCAGCAAAUGUUUUCAGACCAAGCGAGGCUGAAAUUGCAGCAGCACGCAAAGAUACCAAGUGGGAUAAUGCAAUCUCAGACGAAGAUGAGCUUGAUUACAGCAAGCUGGAUAACAAGCUCGAUGCCCAGAAAGGUCUAGCUGACAAAGGCAAGGCUUGGUUGAAGGAAAGAAUAGGCAAGGCUUAGACAAUUUGAUGGGAGUCUUAAACAUAGGAUGGGAUGAUACCAGGCGUCGAAGGAUUUGAUCAAGUUUGGGAGAUAUGAUGUGCCCCUCGCCGAUGGCUGGCAUUGCACAGUUUGAGCAUCAUCAUGUGGCAAGAAUUGCGGCUUUACUUUAUGAACAUAAGGCUUCAGGGGCCAACGGUUAGAUGCGGCUUCCAAUAUAAUUGCAAUGAACAUAUAGGUUCUCUGACCA
Molecule: messenger RNA, 1023 nt
Organism: Botrytis cinerea B05.10
Lineage: Eukaryota; Fungi; Ascomycota; Leotiomycetes; Helotiales; Sclerotiniaceae
Exons: 4
Coding region: 306-794 (162 amino acids)
Source: RefSeq, a predicted model, not a curated record